CCUCACACUCUCAUCCCUGACGCCGUAGCAACGCAUUCUGAUUUCUGAGCCAUGGCUGUCUCACUAUGGAGAGCUCGCUUAGCUUCCUCUCUUGUCGCCAAUCUCACCAACUCUCUUCGCCGUUUCUCUUCCGAAACAAAUGCUCAUAAUGCUCGAGAGGCCAUGAUGAAUCAGAUGAUGUAUUCCGAUAUAAAUUCUCGAAUUGGGAGUUGUAUGCCAUUAUCUUCUAUGCGAAUUGGAACUAUCAUUCACAAUAUUGAAUUGAACCCGGGGCAAGGUGGCAAGCUGGUUAGAGCUGCUGGAACUUGUGCAAAAAUCCUGAAAGAACCCACAUCAAAAUACUGUCUUAUCCAGCUCCCCUCGGGUGUUAAAAAAAUGAUUGAUUCUCGUUGCAGGGCCACCGUUGGUACUGUCUCAAAUCCAAGCCACGGAGAUAAGAAGCUUAGGAAGGCUGGACAAAGCCGGUGGCUUGGCCGUAGACCAGUUGUUCGAGGAGUGGCCAUGAAUCCAGUAGACCAUCCUCAUGGUGGAGGAGAGGGUAAGAGCAAGAGUAGUGGUCGGUGGGGAAAAGGAUCUCGAACUCCUUGGGGUAAGCCGACUAAGAGUGGAUUCAAGACCGGGCCCCUGAAACGUAGGAAGUAGAAUCCAAUAUUCACUAUAUAUGCUUUUCAUGCUUCAAAUGUUAACUGCUUGUAAUAAUUGUAGUUAUGGAAAUUGUUGCUUCUGCUUAGGAGAAGUCUCUACUUGUAGUCCUGGAAUGAAUAGGUUAAGCCAAUUUUCGGAUUCUUCGGGUGCCAGUUGUACAGAUGUGAAAGUAAAAUGAUUUUGGAAAAUUUCCAUUUUUCUCAAGGGUUUGCACUUGCAUUCAUGUUAGCGAUGGUCGCGAACACCAGCACUUGAUAGCUUUUGUACUGACUUAUUUGAAAACAUCCAUUAUUCUUGAACUGAAGUUUGUAAUACUUAAUCUUGUGCUUUAAUUAGUUUGA
Molecule: messenger RNA, 986 nt
Organism: Arachis stenosperma
Lineage: Eukaryota; Viridiplantae; Streptophyta; Magnoliopsida; Fabales; Fabaceae
Product: 60S ribosomal protein L2, mitochondrial-like
Exons: 2
Coding region: 52-642 (196 amino acids)
Biological process (GO): cytoplasmic translation
Cellular component (GO): large ribosomal subunit; ribosome
Molecular function (GO): structural constituent of ribosome; transferase activity; RNA binding
Source: RefSeq, a predicted model, not a curated record